Molecule: messenger RNA, 852 nt
Organism: Lachancea sp. 'fantastica'
Lineage: Eukaryota; Fungi; Ascomycota; Saccharomycetes; Saccharomycetales; Saccharomycetaceae
Source: the annotation of a GenBank genome assembly
AUGCAGUCUGAAACUGCACGUUUGGCUUUUGGACGCUUUUUCGAGAACAAUAAUUGGAAAAAAACCGGUGAAGCAACGACAUUUAAAGAAAGUGACGACAGCACUGGAAAACAGAUUCCAUUAAAUGCGGCAGAAAAUAACUUUGAGACCGUUGGAUUUCUCCGCAGGCGCGGAAGAUUUACUCGUUCAUUUAAAAAAGCCAAGCAGCUUUUAGACAAGGGCUUUGGAUAUCCGUCCCAUCGUGCCAAUGACAAUACCAAAGAAUGCCCACGAGAACAGAAUAAUACAAGACUAGUGUCGCUACUGGGUCGAAAUCAUCUGAAUUCAACGCGUGGUUGGCUUUUGACUAAAUCCAAACCUUCAUUUGAUGGCAAAGAAAAUGACUUGUGUGAACCAUGCGAUUCGGAAAAGAAGGUUGACAGGGGUCCUCGAGACUUGGACCCGCAUGAUAUGCCGAAAGUUUUGGCCGAAAAGAAGCUUGAUAUUUUUGACUAUCUAUCCCCGGAACAAGUGGAAAAAGGCGAGUUGUUUAUGACUUUGGGAGAAUCAGAGUGUGGUCCGUUUGAUAAGGACCUCAAGCAACUAUAUCUCGAUGCAAUGCGGGAUUCAAUUCAGCAAAAUGGAAAAUGGAUAAGCAGCCUUGAGUUCCGAAUGGUGGAAUUUCAAGAACGUUUCAACAAUCAUGAACUGAUCGCUUUUCUAAAGCAUUUACAGAAUCUUUUAAAAUACGAGACCGGAUUUUUACAGGAGAUUCAUGAUCGAUACGAUUUGCUAUUUCAGGAGAAUAGUACGUUACGGGCAAUCCUCAACAGUAGUAAGAGGCCAAAUAUCUCCAAAUUAAAUGAACGUUGA